Molecule: messenger RNA, 2583 nt
Organism: Pollicipes pollicipes
Lineage: Eukaryota; Metazoa; Arthropoda; Thecostraca; Pollicipedomorpha; Pollicipedidae
Product: colorectal mutant cancer protein
Exons: 6
Coding region: 219-1121 (300 amino acids)
Source: RefSeq, a predicted model, not a curated record
CGGCGCUGCGCGUGGCCGGCGAGCAGCGGCGCAGCUGCGAGAACGUGGCGCGCCACGCGCUCAGCCGACUGGAGCGUGGGGUCGGUGCGUCAGAGGACGGCGGCAGCCAGACCACCAGCACAACCUCGUCAUCGUCCAGUGGGGUCGACGUGGACGGCGCGCGGUCGGACGAGGCGCGCGUGCGCCAGCACAUCCAGCGGCUGAAGGUGGAGCGGGCCAUGGUGGCGCGCACGGCCGUCCGGCUCGAGUCCACGUGCCACCCGGCGCCGGCGCAACGGCCCCUGACGCCGGCCGCCGCGCAGCGGCUCGACCUCGAGCACGCCGUCCUUAUGCAGGAGCUGAUGGCACUGCGCGAGGAGCGGGCCGAGCUGCGUUCACGCCUGUUCCUGUCGGAGCGCGAGAAGACCGGGCUGGAGCUGCAGUUGGGCGCGCGGGUGGCCAGUGAGCGGGCGCUGCGAGUCCAGCUGGAGCAGCUGCGCGCCGAGCCUGCCGCAGAGGUGGCGGCCGGAGCGGACUCGAGCGACUCGGCGGGCUCCGGCAGCGGCGUGUCGCCCAGUGGACGCCGGCGCUCGGCGCAGGCCCGGCUGCGCCAGCUCAGCGCCAGCCUGGACGAGGUGACGCGCGCCUCCGAGCGGCGGCAGCAGCACGCCGAACAGUUCAUCGCCGAACUGAAGCGCGCCAACGGUGCCCUCGCCGAUGCCCUGGAGAAGACAAAGAGAAAGUAUCAGGUGAAGCUGAAGCGGCUGGAGCAACAGAUGCUGCAGAUUGUCGAGCGCCACUCGUCUCAGCACCUGCGGAACCUGAAGCAGAAGCCACAAACGGAUGACUCCGGCGUGUGCUCGGGUGCCGGGUCGGCCGCGGAGCCAGCGACGUGUCCUGCGCCGUCACGACUGCCCGUCUUGUCGCCGGCGCACCGCUCCCUCUCGCCGGCGACGACGUCCCGCGUGACGUCACCGGCGCACAUGGCUCGCCUGGUGUCGUCUCCCACGCCGCCGGCCGUGUCGUCGCCGGCGGCUCGAACCGCAAGUCCGGCUGUGCCGCCCAGACCGACGCCGGCGCGGGCGCCGACAGCCGGGCCGCCGCCGCUGUCGCCGCGUCCACCGGCCGCCGGUCGUCCCUGAGUGCGGUGGGCCGGCUCCCCACGCCGAGCCACGGGCCCCGGCCGUACAGAACUAGCGCUGUCUUUGUGGACAGGUGUGCCAUCGCAUUUUGAUGCCUCUGUGGAGUGGGGGGGGGGGGGGGGCAAGAGGUUAAUUUCUUCGCCAUCUGGAUCUGAGCUGGCCACUCUUCUCCUGGCCAGCAGACGUCGCUGUCUGGUUUCCGUUGAUCUUGCUUCGGGUUUGAUCUCUCCAGGUUAUUUUUUAAUGAUUGACACUCGGAGCUGAAGGGAACUCGGUGCUGGUUUCGUCUCUAUCCCAUUGUAUUCCAGGCGGCCUGUUGUGUGAUUAUGUCGCCGCAUUGCGGCGCAGCGGCGGUCGCCGAGCCAAGCUCGACAGUACCGUCGGAAGUGCCGCCCUGUACUGUCGACUUGAGAGCUUACCAUGCAUCUCCUAGAUCGUAGCGUAUCAGCCAUGUGCCUGCAGUAUGUGCCAUACGGGCUGUCGCCGGGUGGGCAUAGCCAGAACCGAUCUCGUCGAUCCGUGUCCUUGCGCUGGUCGGCUCGGGGGGAGCGUUCCCCGUUGUCCGGCCGGUCUCAGUCGUCGGCGUAUUCGCCCGCUACCGUUUUUGGAGCCGGCCGGCGUGCACGGGCUGCGUCGGCUGGCGCUGCGCUGCCAGGCUGGCCGUCACCUGCCACAGUAUGGCCGGGUGACUGAUGACGGUGGACUGAGAGCAUCACGGUGGCCGGUGGCCGCGACAGUCUACCGGAUGCGUCUGCGCACCUGCGCUGAUGAAGUGGCUGCCACCAGUUGUUUGCGCUGGUGGCGCCUGAGACGGCCGCUCUGUAUCCUGAGCGCCGGGCCGCGCGCGCUCGCCAGUGUCGCCCCUCUGUUGACCACCAGCCGUCCAGACCAGGCAGACAGCGCCCCUGCGCCGACCGUCUCCUCCCCUUUGGCGGCUUACGUGUCGCGAUGGUCACUGCAGUGGCGCUCACCGUCGGCCGUUUCGUGGAACCCACGAGGCGAGCGUACGCUAACGGCCCUGCCCUUGAGCCGUGGUUGCAGUGUUCGUGGUAUCCGUCUUUUAAGUCACAUAGUGCCAUUAUACAAGGCUUUCCGUUCGAUGACGGUGACGGCUGAACAUGUUUUGUUUUUCGACUGAUCUUGGAACGUGCCAUUUUGCAGUGUAUCGAAUAGUUAUUCGCAUUUCGGAAAAUGCGUCAAUGACCGCGGCGCAUGGCAGUCAGCCUUGCUGCAUGUAGACAGUAGCUGCUUUUGACAGCCCGGUGAAGAAAAAAAUCGCGAGACUCCUUUCUAGCGAUACAGACAUGUAGCAGGACCACUAUUUUUACAGCGUAAGCCCGAUGGCAACGUUCAGAAGCUAUUGAUGGUUGGCUCCGAAAGUCGGCGGCAUGCUUAUGUGAUGUAAGCGGAGCUAUUAAAUAAGGUUCAACCGUUGCAAGUGACCGAAAUACAGUGCAAAUUG